Molecule: messenger RNA, 1064 nt
Organism: Indicator indicator
Lineage: Eukaryota; Metazoa; Chordata; Aves; Piciformes; Indicatoridae
Gene: MPG
Product: N-methylpurine DNA glycosylase
Exons: 4
Coding region: 137-958 (273 amino acids)
Biological process (GO): base-excision repair
Molecular function (GO): DNA binding; alkylbase DNA N-glycosylase activity
Source: RefSeq, a predicted model, not a curated record
CAGCACAGAAGGAGAAACAUUCCCUUUUUGAAGCUCACGGAAUAAAUUGGUGUCAAACCUAGAAGAAUAAUCCCAGGUUAAAUAGUUGCCUCAAAUACCUAACUAUUGACUGGAGGAGACUUCAUCUUUCUGGACCAUGCCAAGAAAAAGAAAGCUGUUGGCUCAGUUAAGUGCUCUCCAAAGCAACUCCAGCUUCCCUCCAUGUGAUGCCUUGGAGAACCUGAGAGCCACACCUGAUGGCAAUUCUUCUCCGAAAAGCAGCAAAUAUUUUGCAGUAGAGAAAAAAAAUUCUGCCCAGUUGGAAGCAGAUUUUUUCAACCAGCCCUGUGUUAGUCUGGCCAAGUCCUUUCUGGGACAGAUUUUAGUCCGCAAACUUCCUGAUGGCAGAGAACUCUGGGGGAGGAUUGUUGAAACAGAAGCUUAUCUGGGUGGGGAAGAUGAAGCUUCCCACUCGAAAGGGGGGAAGCAGACGCAGCGCAACGCAGCGAUGUUCAUGAAGCCAGGCACUCUGUAUGUGUACCAGAUCUAUGGCAUCCACUUCUGUGUCAACGUCUCCAGCCAAGGGGAAGGGGCUGCAGUGCUGCUUCGCUCCUUGGAGCCCCUGCAGGGUUUGGAUGCCAUGAGAGAGCUGCGCAGCACGGGCAGGAAGGCAGCCAGCAAGCUGCUGAAGGACUGGCAGCUGUGCAAUGGCCCCUCCAAGCUCUGCCAAGCCUUUGGCAUCGACAAGGCUUUUGACCAAAGGGACCUGACUCAGGAUGCAGCCAUCUGGAUGGUGCCUGGACACGACCUACCUGGGGAGCAGGACGUGGUAGCCACAACGAGGAUCGGGAUCGGCAACCGAGGAGAGUGGACAGAGAAACCUCUCAGGUUUUACUUGAGAGGAAACAAAUUUGUGAGUGUUGUAGACAAGAAAAGAGAGAGAGAGAUGGCAGCAAUGGGACAAGUCUCUUGCAGCUGACAAGUCUGGCAAGCGUGGCAGCACCCAGGCCGUGAGCUGUGCUCUGUGGGAUGCCUCAAGGGCCUGGCAGCAGCUGGGGCAGAGGGUGGCUUGGAGGCUUUUAACA